Stegostoma tigrinum is the source of this 1585-nucleotide messenger RNA. It is a transcript of the gene gamt, whose product is annotated as guanidinoacetate N-methyltransferase. Gene Ontology annotation, cellular component: cytoplasm; nucleus. Gene Ontology annotation, molecular function: guanidinoacetate N-methyltransferase activity. Bases 180 to 890 code for a protein of 236 amino acids. Gene Ontology annotation, biological process: creatine biosynthetic process. NCBI's taxonomy places the organism in Eukaryota, Metazoa, Chordata, Chondrichthyes, Orectolobiformes, Stegostomatidae. The transcript is spliced from 6 exons. The record is from RefSeq and is a predicted model, not a curated record.
UCGGUGACAACUGCUAGGCCCCAGCUGCUGCGUGUUUAUUCAAGAUAACAUGAACAUUCGAACUUUAUCUUGAAGGGGGAGGCACAGAGGUAAGCUGCAAUGUCAGCAUAAAUCGGAGCUCUUAUAAACCAGCGUCAAUUCGGCAUCGCCCCCUUUCCUCCGCCCUGGCAGCAAGCAGCAUGAGUUUGGAAAGCAAAGAUGCCAUUUUCUCGCAGGGCGAAGACUGCAAACCGGACUGGGAGUUAGCAAGUGCUGAGUACAAUGACAGCGACACGCAUUUACAGAUCCUGGGCAAACCGGUGAUGGAGCGCUGGGAGACUCCAUACAUGCAUUCCCUGGCUACUGCUGCAGCCUCAAAAGGAGGACGUGUUCUGGAAAUUGGAUUUGGAUUGGCAAUUGCAGCCACCAAGAUAGAGUCUUUAGACAUUGAAGAGCAUUGGAUCAUUGAAUGUAAUGAUGGUGUGUUUAAAAGACUACAGGAAUGGGCUAAAGUGCAACCCCACAAGAUUGUUCCCCUCAAGGGCCUCUGGGAAGAUGUAGUUUCCACAUUACCAGAUUCACAUUUUGACGGAAUUCUUUAUGAUACUUACCCAUUGUCAGAAGAAACCUGGCACACGCAUCAGUUUUCUUUUAUAAAGGAUCAUGCCUGGCGUCUGCUGAAACCUGGUGGUGUUCUUACAUAUUGCAACCUCACCUCCUGGGGAAGCCUGCUGAAGGGAAAGUAUAGUGACAUUGAAAAGAUGUUCCAGGAAACUCAAGUGUCUCGUUUGGUGGAAGCUGGUUUCAAGGAGGAGAAUAUUCAAACCAGUGUGAUGGACCUUAUUCCUCCCAAAGAUUGCCGAUACUACUCUUUUCAUAAGAUGAUCACACCUAAGAUAACUAAACACUAGGUGGCCAACUUUAACUAGCACUGUCAUGAAGAAUCAUUACAAGUAAUUAAAGGAUGCCUUUUAUCAGAUUCAGUGUAUGAAUGUAUCCCAGAUUCUUUGUGAUACAUUGAAAAAUGAUGUACACAACUAAUGUAGUGAUAUGUAUACAUUACUAUUGAAUGCACUGUGGCUCGAUGACUGGUGACAUUUUUGGAAAUCCAGACUAUAUUUGUACAAUACUUGUCACAAUUUUAUGAAGGACUUACCCACAAUUUCCUUUCAUCCACAAACUCACCCUCACUAAAUGUCUUAUUUUCUAACAGUUUAUUUUACCAGAUGUUGCUGCAGAAAUGCCUGAAAUACACUAAAAGACUCCAAGGUGGAGAUCUAGUGCACUUGGUGACAAGUAAAGGUGGUGUGAGGGAGACAUUUGACACAUCUUCAGAGCAGUUAGUAACAUUCUAAGUUAUAAUCCCAGUAUAUACUGAUAUGUACCUAAAACUGGUAAGCUAUGAAUUUUAAAGUGGAAAAGUAACUUUAAACACAAUUAAGAAAGUUUUGCUACUCUUAAUAUUUUUAUAAUUAGGAAAUGCUUAGUUUGCAGUAUCAGUGGAAAAUCAAAAAAUUAUUCAAUAGCAGAGGUGACCAAGUUGCUGUGAACACUAUGUCUCCAGGGAAGCAUGAGCAUGGUGGAAUAAAGAUGUGGUCACAAGUCA